Trichomycterus rosablanca is the source of this 3625-nucleotide messenger RNA. RefSeq names its product tyrosine kinase, non-receptor, 2a (gene tnk2a). The record is from RefSeq and is a predicted model, not a curated record. The transcript has 15 exons. Bases 74 to 3217 code for a protein of 1047 amino acids. Lineage: Eukaryota; Metazoa; Chordata; Actinopteri; Siluriformes; Trichomycteridae. Gene Ontology annotation, molecular function: ATP binding; protein binding; protein serine/threonine/tyrosine kinase activity. Gene Ontology annotation, biological process: protein phosphorylation; signal transduction.
UGUCCUUCAUUGUAUUAUAUCAACCACUAAAUAGUUUACAUAACAUCAUUCUGUGUGUACCUGUAGAUCAGUAAUGCAGUCCGACGAGGGGACGGAGUGGCUCCUGGAGCUGCUGACCGACGUGCAGCUUCAGCAGUACUUCCUGCGUAUCCGGGACGAGCUCAACGUCACGCGCCUGUCUCACUUUGAGUACGUGAAGAGUGAGGACCUGGAAAAAAUCGGCAUGGGGCGACCAGGCCAGAGGCGGCUGUGGGAGGCGGUAAAGAGAAGAAGAGCGAUGUGUAAACGCAAAUCGUGGAUGAGCAAGUCUCUGUGCUCACAGGUGUUCACAGGUAAGAGACCCGAUUCAGAGUCCCAGACCGGCACCGCGUCACGGGGCUCGUCACCCUCCGCUGCCCAGGGCGAGUACGCUGGCGACGCCCAGCCGGCAGCUCUCACGUGCCUCAUCAGCGAGAGAGACCUGACUCUGUGUGAGAAGUUAGGAGACGGUUCGUUUGGCGUGGUGAAGCGAGGGGAAUGGCAGGCCCCCUCUGGAAGAGUGUUGAAUGUCGCUGUGAAGUGCCUGAAGGCAGAUUUGCUGGAGCAGUCAGACGGUCUUGAUGACUUCAUACGGGAAGUAAAUGCAAUGCACUCUCUUAACCACCAAAACCUGAUCCGGCUGUACGGAGUGAUCCUGACCCACCCCAUGAAGAUGGUGACCGAGCUGGCUCCUCUCGGCUCCUUGGUGGACCGGUUGAGGAAGCGACAGGGCCACAUCUUAAUCUCGGUGCUUUGCCGAUACACAGUGCAGAUCUCGUGUGGCAUGGCCUAUCUGGAAUCACGUCGCUUCAUCCACCGCGACCUGGCCGCCCGUAACAUCCUACUCGCCUCCAACGACCUAGUCAAGAUCGGCGACUUCGGGCUCAUGCGGGCGCUGCCCAAAAACGACGACCAUUACGUCAUGCAGGAGCAGCACAAAGUUCCCUUUGCCUGGUGUGCUCCAGAAAGCCUGAAGACCAGGACCUUCUCGCACGCCAGCGAUACUUGGAUGUUUGGCGUGACGUUGUGGGAGAUGUUCACUCAUGGCCAGGAGCCGUGGCUCGGCCUCAACGGCAGCCAGAUCCUCCACAAGAUCGAUAAGGAGAGCGAGAGGUUAAUAAAACCAGAAGACUGUCCUCAGGAUAUUUAUAACGUCAUGCUGCAGAGCUGGUCUCCAAAACCUGAAGACAGGCCGACGUUUGUAGCCCUAAGAGACUUUCUUGUUGAGACGAUGCCAACAGAUAUGAGGGCGCUGCAGGAUUUUGAUGAGCCAGACAAGCUGAAGAUUCAUGCCAAUGACGUCAUCACUAUCAUCGAAGGCAGGGCUGAGAACUACUGGUGGCGAGGUCAGAACAGACAGACUCUGAAGGUAGGUCAGUUCCCCAGGAACGUGGUGACCUCUGUCGCUGGCCUGUCCGCCCAAGACAUCAGCAGACCUCUUAAACACAGUUUCAUCCACACGGGGCACGGGGACACGGACCCUCAGCGCAGUUGGGGUGCCCCAGAUAAAAUCGACGAUAUCUACCUGGGCAACCCCAUGGACCCCCCUGAUGUACUUGGGAUGGAUCCAAAUGCUGACAGACCUACCAAAUUACCCAACCGAGCCAAAAAGCAACCUCCUCCUCGGCCUCCUCAGCCCGCCGUUCUUCUGAAGAAGCCAUUCUACGACUCGGUCAUCGACAACGACGACGACGACAAUGAUUUGAUAGUCGCCGGGGUGAAGAGGUUCUCUCUAAAAGCGCCGUCCUACCUGAGUCUGCGCCUACGCCCGUGGGAAAGCUCAGAGUCGGCCGACCCUCUCAGCGAGGUCUCGCUGAUCGAUUUCGGAGACGACAGCUUUAGCUCGACGUCACCUUCACCCAUCGCUGAUACUCCAGCCUCCAACACCGCUCCGUCUGGAGCCUCCAUCCUGGACUCUGGCCCUCCACCGAGCCCCUAUCGUGGCCUUCCUAAUCCUCUCCACCCCACCCCUGUGGUGGAUUGGGACUCCCAUCCUUUGCCCUGUCUUCCUGCUUACGAUGAGGUGGCUUUAGAGAGCGAGGGACAGGAGGACAUGGAAGUCCGCUCCAUAAACGCAAAACCAGACGAAGAUCAAGCUGGUCAGACUUACGAUACAGUAGAAGGAGACCCGAACCCCAGCGAAAGCAAGCGCAAAGUGGAGGAUAACCUGUUCCUGCCGUCCAAACUCGCAGAGGACAAUCGCUCCUGCUCCCAGUCUGCAGACAUAUUCAAAGAGCUGCAGAGGGAGGCCAUGGCUAAGCUGCAAGUGCCAGCAGUAGCGCGAUCGGUGCCCGCGUCGCCCAUCAUCCCGCACCGUAAAAUCGUCUUGCCCUCCUUCGAGGACAAACCCCGGAUCCCACCCAGGAUUCCCGUCCCACCUACGCGACCCUCCAAGCGGACCCGCGCCCGGCUUUCCAUCUCACUGGGGGACGAUGAAGAUAGACUCCAGCCUCCGCAGAUCCCACCUAGGGACCAUGCCAUAUCCCAGCCCGGCUCACGAUCCACCAGUCCUAUGAUUUCCACCCAGCAGAGACCAAUUCUUUGCUGCGUAGGUUCGUUGGGCUCCUGUCUGUCACCUUCUUUGUACUCCCACGCGUCCUCUACAGCUACGUCAAAACCCAACGUCAGCCCAAACAGGGUCAGUAGUAACGUACUGAGCAGCCCUGCGGCAAAUGUGAGCCCUUGCAUCCAGCCCACCCUAUCAGAGGGUAGUAAACCCAACAGUAGGCACUACUACCUGUCAUCGUAUCCCGAUAGAUAUGGACGGUUCACGAAGGACUCUGAAGGAAAUGAAGAACGGAGGACCAACAUGGCAACUGUCAGGCCCAUGGUGCAAAUCAGCACGCCUAAUUUCUCUAAUCCCAGCAGCAACGCUCACACCCCAGCAUCACAGCCCAGCACCUAUAGCAGUGUCAAGCAGGUGCAGGAGGCCGUACAUGGAGUGACUGUAGAGGAGUGUCAGACAGCCCUCCAGAAUCACAGCUGGAACGUCCAGAUGGCUAUCCAGUACCUUAAGGUGGAGCAGCUGUUCCGUCUCGGCUUGAAGACCCGACCCGAGUGUGUGGAGGUGCUGCGGAGCUGCUGCUGGAACCUCGAGCAGGCUAGCACACAAAUGCUGGACUCGUAUGGGGCCUCGCUACAAAGGCGGAACUGUGGCGCGGCUGGUAGAGUGGGCGCUGCACAGCACGAUGGUUUCUGAGGAUCCCUGCCUCCGGUCACUGUCUGUGAGGGGUCAGAAUGGGGUCAGUUCUGGGAACUGGGUGCUUGAGACUGCUUCAUUUCAAUGUGUGAGUGAGUGUGUGUGUGUGUGUUCCUGCUUUGCUCCCAGUGUACUCAGAUGGUGCUGGAACAAACAACCCUGACCAGGAUGAAGUGGAUUAUUAAUGGCUUAUUUAUGGAUUAUUAAUGGUUUAUUAAUGGUUUAUUAAUGGAUUAUUAAUGGUUUAUUAAAAUCAUCAGGAAGAUUAAAUGCAGCUUUGUUUCUACUUUAAAUCAAAGCUGGCUGAACCUGGACCCAAGUCUGGUCCUGCAUUGCUUGUUUUAAAGUAAUCAAGGGAACAAAAUGUGAAAUUGUUUAUUGACCCAAACUGGAUUUAUUUAUGCAUAU